This is a messenger RNA of Fusarium keratoplasticum, 1023 nucleotides long. RefSeq lists its product as uncharacterized. The coding region runs from base 1 to 1023 and encodes 340 amino acids. The transcript has 3 exons. NCBI's taxonomy places the organism in Eukaryota, Fungi, Ascomycota, Sordariomycetes, Hypocreales, Nectriaceae. The record is from RefSeq and is a predicted model, not a curated record.
AUGCAAGUUCCUAUACUCGCGGCGGGCAUGUUGCUCGCCAUCUGCCUGAUUUACGCCAAGGUAACAAAAUUCUUUGAAAGUCUUCACGUUCAGUAUGCUGAGAAUUUUGCCAUCAAGACUUGUGUGAGCCGUCGAAAACAAACAGCGUCAACCCAAAAUCUGCCAUAUCCAGAUGAAAAGCCAUCACCCAUUGCACCCCUGGAAAACUUUGACUGGAGGACAAAGAAACCACCCCAGUUUCGAGGCUUCAAGCCCAAAUACAAUAUCUCGAUGGGCAUCAGGCGUGAUACUCCCUCUGAACUCCUCUCCAUUGACCACGACUACCUCGAUCGCGUCAACCAGCGCCGAGAGAUUCUCAAGCAGCAUGAAGACACAGUCUGUGGAUUUCUGCCAGGGGGAGAACAGGCUGUACUGGAGAUUUACGACUACUUUCUUACGGAGUAUCUCCCUAUCCGAUUUCCAACCAUGUUUCAGCUCUCCCAAGACGGAACCAUCUUCAAGAAUCUCGUCACGAACAGAUCCUUCCCCACAAAGGCCCGGGACAUCCGAUCUGCGCUUCUUAAUCUCGGCGAGACUGUAGAAGAGGAGCUAUUCCUGCUCGUCCCAGACUCUGACAGUUACCGGCUCGUUGCUUACGUCUGUUGUUUCCCUUCAAGUUUCGAUCCAGCAGAAAAGCUUGGGCUACUCUUGAAGGACAUUCACAAGCCUGUUCCGGGAUAUGAAAAGAUUGGGCCGAGUAUGGAACGAUUCUUUGCAAAGUUGCAAGUUGGCAGCCCGAUCAAACGACAGAACACUUUUCUACGAUCCGAGCUGCAAACCCUAACUCGUUUCCCAAAUACUCAAGCCAUCCUCUUCAGCUUCAAGACCUACUUGUACAAGGUCACCGACGUCAAGGCGCAGGGUCAGGGUCCCGAGUUUGCAGAGGCCAUCGAGGGCAUCCGGCAAGGCAAUGUUCCGGAAAUGUGGGAUUACAAGGGUGCACCGAGGUGGGGGGAGACCGUGUGCAGGUAUUUACGAUCAUAA